Messenger RNA from Aspergillus alliaceus, 3540 nucleotides. RefSeq names its product inositol polyphosphate kinase KCS1. Gene Ontology annotation, molecular function: inositol hexakisphosphate kinase activity. The record is from RefSeq and is a predicted model, not a curated record. Gene Ontology annotation, biological process: inositol phosphate biosynthetic process; phosphatidylinositol phosphate biosynthetic process. The transcript is spliced from 3 exons. NCBI's taxonomy places the organism in Eukaryota, Fungi, Ascomycota, Eurotiomycetes, Eurotiales, Aspergillaceae. Gene Ontology annotation, cellular component: cytoplasm; nucleus. Bases 1 to 3540 code for a protein of 1179 amino acids.
AUGUCAAGCCCUCCGUUUGCAUCAGAAAAUACCUGGUCUACACCCCUGGUGACACCUGUUGCAUCUGCCCAAAAUGAUUGCUCUGACGGGCCUGAACGCCGUCAUCGCAACCCGCCGCGCCACCACCCCCGGGAUCAACUCUUCCAACAUGACAACCACGAAGCUCCCUCCCCUUCCCGUGCCGAAUCCCCCACGGCUCAUCAAUGGGCCAAACCGUCCGCUGGCUUCACUCUAAAAAGGGCCACAACCAUCCCCCACGAGAAACUCUCCCGCCCCGAUCAAUUCCAUAGACCCCAGUUGUCCGAGAGAGACAGCAUCUUUGCUACCCACUACCUCCCCUCCGAUAACGAACUCAAUCACGCGAUUGAGGCAAACCUGACCAGCGUGGAGCCAACGUCUCAUGUGCGCAGCCGUAAGUCAAGCCAUUAUCUGGGUUUGUUCAAGGAGAAUACUACUUCACCGGAUCGCAAAAGAAGAGAGGAUCGUGGAAGACGCCACGAUGACCCCCUGGAGCCCCAGGAUAGGCACCAACCCGCUAUCCACUCCGAACCUCGUCCUCUUCCAGAGCUUUCUGACCCACAGCUGCAAUCUACGUCGUCCACAGACGAUUCGAAUCUGAGAAGCUCAAAAAGCUUAUCCCAUCUGUCAAUGGCUGAUGCUCCGGUGAUAAUGCCAAUUCCGGAGCGCGAGACUUCGGCGCGCAUGGUGAGCGAUGAUAUUAAAAAGCCUUAUAGAGCUCUGCCUCGCAGCUUACUUGAAGAGAUUCGGAAUUUUCACCUAACACCAGGCGGUGCGCGGGGUACAUCGUUUUCAAAGAGUAUCCCUAGGCAGUUUGCAGAAGGAGGCAGGGACUACUUCUCGAAGGAUGUCCCCGGUCUCUCGCCUUCGUCGGACACGGACCGAGAACGGCGCCGGGGCUCUGCACAAUUUGGAGAUGAGGAUGAUGAGCAGAUAUCGUCUGCUGUGUAUUAUCCCCAUGAACGCGUCACUGUUUCUGAAGAAGUUGAUCAGGUUCAGACUUAUCCGGAUGGUCAACAUGGUACGGAGUCAUUCGACCCAUCGGCAACGAAGAGUAGUCACGUUCUAGUGCCCAAGAGACAUGCUGUCACUGACGAGCAAGAAAUCAAUCAUGUGGAUAUAUCUCUUCGAUCUAAAAAUGAUAGUAGAAUCCUGCACGGCGAUCUGCAAGACAGACAAGCUUCACAACUAGAAGAAUUACUUGAAAAGCCCCUUAGCGCCACAACCGAUCGCAGCAGCGAGUAUUCAACGUGCGACUCGGAGUUGGGCUCCGCCGAUGAAAGUGGUGUAUCCACUCGAGAUGAAGAGUCGAGUUUGACCGACGAGGCUGACGUGACCCCAACUGCUACUCCGACUCAACGCCAGCGGGUUCCCCGCCGCGGACGCAAGCACAGUGCAGAGGCUCCUCUGGGCGCGGUGGAAUUGAAACCCUACCGGCAUCAAGUGGGUGGCCACACGACUGUCUUCCGAUUUUCUAGGCGCGCUGUGUGCAAGCAGCUUAACAACCGGGAGAACGAAUUCUAUGAGCGCAUUGAGCGCAGACAUCCAGAAAUGCUGAUGUUUCUUCCUAGGUACAUCGGUGUCUUGAACGUAACCUUCUCAAAAAUCCCGAAGCGCUCCAAAGUAACGCCGGAGGGUCAUGCUGAGAUUACGAAUGGCGAACAUGCCGCGGGUGAGGCGAGUGGUGUCAAACACGUAAAGUCACUAACGGCCGAUGGCUCUCGUGCUUCUGAAGCUGUGGAUCAACCACGGAUUUUCAGCCAGAAGCAGGUCACCGGAAUCAUUCCUAAAGUAAUACUUGAAAAUAACCGGCACAUCAUACCGGCCGAUCUAUUCUCUCGCUCACAAAGGCCAAGGACUGCUGAUGGUACAACAAUGAACCGAAAGAGAUACAAUUGCGGUGUUCGGUCGGUGGCUGGUGAGCAAAGGUUGAAAAAUGGGUCUCUGGAUGACACCCUUACUUCCCCGAGAAAGCCCACAAUUAGCUGGGGUGCUACUACGGUCAAUAGGAAGUUGCAGGAGCAGGUCCUUAGAGAGGUCUUCAGCCCUCCCGCAAUCCAUCAUCAUCGGCGUCAUGCUCGUGGCCACAUCACAUUACCAAGAAUUUCCUCAGAUAGUAUCACCCGCAGGAGGAGUAACCUGUCGGAAGAUCAAACUGCCAGUAGCCGUCGCAUUGCGUCUCUUCCAGAUGAACCACCUCGAUCUGCUGCUAUUGACAUCGCGAAACAGACAAGUGAAGGUCCUGGUUUGUCAUCAUCAGCGUCUACCGCAUUAGACUCGAACCAUAACCGACUGCAACAAGUUCGGACUGAAGAGUCCCAACCGCGCUCUAGCUCUGUCUCACGGUCUCGGCGGGUCAGACGUCGUCAUUCAGGAAGUGGCUUGCAAAGACGAAGGAGCAUGAGCCCCGGGAAGAAAGAAGGCGAGCUCAUGUUCUUUGAAGACGACGGCUAUGGUGGUGAUAGGGAAGACGAAAUAUUUUCCAUGGAAGCGGACGUCCAAACGGUACCAUCAGGUCUUCAGAAUUCGAAACCGCCCAACUUCGAAACUUUGAAGUCCGAUACGGCUGAUGCUGUGGAAGAUUCUGUUGGGGAUAUGCCGCCGAGGGAAGCAAUUCGAGUUCCACCGAAAGAGGAAACCCGUUUCCAACUUCCGUCCAAUCCUAAAGAAGCCCAGACACGAAAGGAUGAACGUGUGCAGUUCUUCCUGCUACUGGAGGACCUCACUGCUGGCAUGAACAAACCUUGCGUGCUUGAUCUCAAAAUGGGAACUCGCCAAUAUGGGAUUGAAGCCAGUGAGAAGAAGAAGAAGUCACAGAGACGAAAGUGUCGGUCAACAACCUCUCAGCAGCUAGGUGUCCGACUUUGUGGCAUGCAGACUUGGAAUGUGAAAAGGCAGGAGUAUACCUUCGAGGACAAGUACUUUGGCCGGGACCUGAAGUCAGGACGUGAAUUCCAAGAUGCUCUCACCCGUUUUCUCUACGAUGGUGUCAGCUAUACCAGCGUGGCAAAGAAGAUCCCUGUCAUACUUGAACAACUGUCCAAGUUGGAGAAUAUGAUCCGAAAGCUCAAACGUUACCGGCUUUAUGCUAGCAGUCUCCUAAUCCUUUAUGAUGGCGAGCAGUCUUCCCCCGAAAAGGCGCCGCAAGGUGAGAAUAGUGUUGACAGCAAGCGAAUUCCGCUGCAGCAUCGUUCCUCUGAAGAAGGACACAAUAACAUUGAUGUUCAGCUGAAGAUUGUCGACUUCGCAAAUUGCGUUACGGGCGAGGAUGAGAUUUCUCCUGAUGCGCCUUGCCCCCCGCACCAUCCGGACGAUAUCGACCGCGGUUAUCUUCGUGGUCUUCGAAGCCUCCGGAUGUACUUCCAGCGUAUCCUGAAUGAGAUCACUCAGGAUGAAUACAUUGAACGGGGUGAAGGUGAAGCCAUUGCUCUUAUAUCUCAGAUGUCCGGUCGUGAAGACUUGUCCGAUCGCUACUGGGAUGAAGGGGUCAUGGAAAGCGAUCCUGGUGAAGCCAGCUUCUAG